Molecule: messenger RNA, 696 nt
Organism: Peronospora matthiolae
Lineage: Eukaryota; Oomycota; Peronosporomycetes; Peronosporales; Peronosporaceae
Source: the annotation of a GenBank genome assembly
AUGGCCGAAGGGAUCUACACUUUUCAAUCCCUGUAUUCGUGUUCGGGGAGGUCGUUUUCCGACGGCCCUUCUUCGAACGCAGCGGGUGGGUCUCGUCAUAUUGCUCGACGAGACCCAGAACAUCAACAAUCAGCUGGGCACGAGGCUCCCAGCUGUCUCACGCCGGUGGAUAGCCACGCUAGCGGACGAGGUAACUCGUCCGGAUGCCAUUCACAUCGCGGUGGUUCAAAAUACGCUCCACCAGAAAGCGUUGACCACCGCCAGAGUCCACCAAAGGAUGUGGUGGUGGCGGGAAAACCUGAUUUGGCUCGAGGGUCGAAUCAGAUUGAUGUUCAGGAUCUGAACCGUGUAACGGAGCAGUUGCAAGAUGACCUGGCUCAAGAACGAUCUCAGCGUUAUGAGCUCCAUGAUCUUGUAAAGGAUAAUCACAAUUCCUUAACGCACGAUCGUUCGAACGAUCGUGCCGCGUUUGCGUUAGCACAACUUGAGAACGAAGGUUUGACUCGUUCUCUUCGUGACGAGCUGGCUGUAGCUCGUCGAGAUAUUGCUCAACUGCGAGAGCAGGUCGCUUCGCAAGUCGACCAGAUUAGCUCGUUGAAACGGGACCACUCGAAGGUGGUCUUGGCUCUUGACCGCGGAGGUGUUCUUCGCAUCUCGAAACGGGCUCGUACUGAUAGUACGGGUGGAGACGUUUAA